This is a messenger RNA of Plenodomus lingam JN3, 909 nucleotides long. RefSeq lists its product as uncharacterized. The record is from RefSeq and is a predicted model, not a curated record. NCBI's taxonomy places the organism in Eukaryota, Fungi, Ascomycota, Dothideomycetes, Pleosporales, Leptosphaeriaceae.
AUGCCAGUAUACAUAAUCCCCCGCCAACAAGACCCACGUAGCCGCCACGCCGCACCCAUGGCCCCCAUGCCAUACCGCAGAAACCUGGCAGACUUCCCUGCCCUACCAUACGCAGAGCCCUACCUUGACACAUUCGAUAUAUGGACUCCAAGUGAACCACCCACGUGGAAAAGUGGCAAUUGGAUAGACGGCGAACCCCUUUCGUCCCAAGCCUUAGUACCUCAACAAGAAGAGAAGAAGGUCUUCACCCCCACACCAACCUUUCACUCCUUCCUCCUCCUUCCGCCCGAACUCCGCCUCCUCAUCUGGGCCCACACCCUCGAUUCCCCCCGUAGAAUCUACGUGCAAGGCUGCUCGCCACAGGCCCCCAACCAGUUUGCCUACACCUUCCUUCCCGCCGCAGCCUUCGCCUCCAAGCGCACAAUGGAGGAAGCCGUGACCGUGUUGCUGGAGAACAACGCGUUCGCCGUGAACCGGAUAUCAGCAAACGAGGAACUGCGUGCUUUUCUCUCCGAAUCGCCGGGCCGCUUCGCGCUGCUGAGACACUUGUAUUUUGGCUUCUUCGAUUGCUUUCCCCAGGGUCUGGCGGUGAAUCGCGAUGUUGAGCUUGCAGUGGCGUGUCCUGGGUUGAGGACGCUUACGGUGGUUUUUCACGUGAAGCAUUUGACUGAUUUGGUGAUUGAGGAUGGUGUGGCGGCGCGGAAGGCGCGUGGGGCAGAGGAGCUGUGGGAGCGGUAUUUGCUGCAGCCGUUGGUUGAGUGUGGGAGACUGGAGAGGAUUGUGGUGGAGCUUUUGGGGUACUAUAAUGAGGAGGCUGUUGAGGCGGUGAAGGGGUUGCGGGAGAAGUUGGUGAAGGCGUUUAGUGAAAAGGGGGGCCGGGUAGUCGAGGUAGAAUAUGGUUGGAGAUGA